UCAGCUACUUAUAGUAGGACUGCGGCGGGCAUUCUGACACUGGGGGGAACUGACUUGGUGUCACUGACAUCCCCAGUGGCACCAAUACAGUGAGCAGUGACACUUUAUUAAGGGCAAUGGGCAGGAAAGGGUUAACAUGAGGGGCGAUCAAAGGGUUAACUGUGUGAUUUGUGUCUGUGUGCUUCACUGUAAGCACACUGCUUUGGAUGGCUGUGCUGUGCACAGCCAUCCAAAGCAGUAUGCACGAGCUGACAGGGAGAAUUGUUUUGUUUACAAACAGUUCUCCCCCCAGUUGGAGAUGCUCGGCAAU
This is a messenger RNA of Staurois parvus, 310 nucleotides long. NCBI's taxonomy places the organism in Eukaryota, Metazoa, Chordata, Amphibia, Anura, Ranidae. The record is from the annotation of a GenBank genome assembly.